Micropterus salmoides (largemouth bass) is the source of this 3968-nucleotide messenger RNA. RefSeq names its product ectonucleotide pyrophosphatase/phosphodiesterase 2 (gene enpp2). Gene Ontology annotation, biological process: immune response; phosphatidylcholine catabolic process. The coding region runs from base 135 to 2768 and encodes 877 amino acids. The record is from RefSeq and is a predicted model, not a curated record. The transcript is spliced from 25 exons. Gene Ontology annotation, molecular function: scavenger receptor activity; alkylglycerophosphoethanolamine phosphodiesterase activity; zinc ion binding. Lineage: Eukaryota; Metazoa; Chordata; Actinopteri; Centrarchiformes; Centrarchidae.
AGUUCCCUUCUCUUCCCUUCUCUCUUCUGUUCUCUCCAACCGUCCUCCUCUCCGGUGGUCCUUCGUCUUCGGGAGUCAGCAUCACGCCCUCUCCGACCUACAGCACAGGACUACGCGCAGCCCGACAGAGGAACAUGUUGCUGCAGAAACCGCUUGUUUGGAUCUUGUCAGUCCUGUGCGGUACUGGUGUGUGUUCAGGAUUUGUCUACGACCGGCCCAAACGCUCUGGAGAGGACGGGACUUCAGCCAGGACAGAUUCUCGCCCCGCGUCUCAGUACGCGCCGACCUCCGGCUCCUGCAGGAACAGGUGUUUUGAGCUGGUUGAGUUGGAGCCACCGAACUGUCGCUGUGACAACCUGUGUAAGACCUACAACGGCUGCUGCUCGGACUUCGAUCAGCUCUGCCUUAGGACAGAAGGAGGUUAUGAGUGCAGUAAAGAUCGUUGUGGGGAGACUCGAAAUGAACAACACGCAUGCCACUGCUCUGAUGACUGUCUGGCCAGAGGAGACUGUUGUACCAACUACAAGACACUGUGUAAAGGAGACUCUUCAUGGCUUCAAGAUGAUUGUGAGGAGAUCAAGACGGCUGAAUGUCCUGCUGGGUUUGUUCGCCCUCCGCUCAUCAUGCUGUCAGUUGAUGGAUUUAGAGCUUCUUACGUGAAGAGAGGAAACACUGUCAUACCCAACAUCGAGAAACUGAGAACAUGUGGAACCCAUGCUCCAUACAUGAGGCCUGUUUACCCUUCCAAAACUUUCCCCAACCUCUACUCACUGGCUACGGGUCUCUACCCAGAGUCUCAUGGAAUCAUUGGCAACUCCAUGUAUGACCCGGUGUUUGAUGCCACCUUCACCCUGAGAAGCAGAGAGAAACUCAGUCAUCGCUGGUGGGGAGGACAGCCAAUCUGGAUCACAGCGCUGAAACAGGGAGUGAAGGCUGCCACCUUCUUCUGGCCUGUUGCUAUCCCAUUGGAGAGGCGGAUACUGACCAUGCUGCAGUGGCUCCACCUCCCUGAAGGGGAGAGGCCCUACGUUUACGCCAUGCACUCUGAGCAACCCGACACGUAUGGACAUAAAAUGGGGCCCAUGAGCAUAGAAUUGAACAACCCUCUGAAGAUGAUUGACAGAAUUGUUGGCCAACUGAUGGAUGGACUUAAACAGAUGAAACUGCACCGCUGCGUCAACAUCAUCCUGGUGGGAGACCAUGGUAUGGAGGAGGCCCACUGUGAUCGCACCGAGUUCCUCAGUAACUACAUAACCAGCGUUGAUGACAUUAUCCUCGUCCCUGGGUCUCUAGGCAGAAUACGCUCAAGAUACCCCAACAACCCUAAAUAUGACCCCAAGGCUGUUGUUGCAAAUCUAACAUGUAAGAAGGCGGACCAGCACUUUAAGCCGUACUUGAAGCAGCACCUGCCUAAGAGACUGCACUAUGCCAACAACCGACGCAUUGAAGACAUUCACCUGCUGGUGGAAAGGAAGUGGCACGUUGCCAGGAAAGCUCCUGAAGGGAAGAGGCACUGUGGCUUCUUUGGUGACCACGGAUAUGACAAUAAGAUCAACAGCAUGCAGACUAUUUUCUUGGGGUAUGGACCUUCGUUUAAAUUCAAGACUAAAGUUCCAGCCUUUGAAAACAUUGAGCUUUAUAAUGUCAUGUGUGAUCUUCUGGGUCUAAAAUCAGCUCCCAAUAAUGGAACCCAUGGUAGUCUGAACCACCUUCUGAGAAGCCCCCCCUACAGACCCACCAUGCCAGAGGAGGUUUCCAGGCCUGCGAUCUCUGGUCUUGUUCCUGCAGGAGCAGAUGACCUGGGCUGCAGCUGCGAAGACAAGUUGCGUGUAAAAAGUAGGGGCCAGAGAGGUUUGAAAGUGACCCUUGUACGAGGCUAUAACCUGGAGUCACUCUGGCUCUGUCUCUUACAGAACAAAGUGGAGGAGCUAAACCAGCGACUGAGGCAAGCUAUUGAUGACAGCAGGAACCUGCCGUACGGUCGACCUGCUGUUCUCUUCCGCACCAAAUACUCCAUCCUCCACCACAGUGAUUACAUCAGCGGCUACAGCGAGGCUCUCUCUAUGCCUCUCUGGACGUCAUACACGGUCAGCAGACAGGUAGAAGUGUCUCCACUGCCUGAAGCUCUGUCCAACUGUGUGAGACCUGAUACCAGAGUUCCUCCAGCCUACAGUCAGUCCUGUACCAACUACAGAGCAGACAAACAGAUCACCUACGCCUUCCUGUACCCACCACAGUUAUCAACCACAGACAAAAAGUAUGACGCUGUCCUCAUCACCAACACCGUUCCCAUGUAUCCUGCAUUCAAGAGAAUUUGGGGUUACUUCCAGAGAACGCUGGUGAAGAAAUAUGCCACUGAGAGAAAUGGGGUGAACGUGCUCAUUGGACCAAUAUUUGACUACGACUAUGAUGGUGUCAGGGACAGCGCUGAGAAGCUAAAACAGUAUGUAGGCGGAACGAUACCCAUCCCCACACACUACUUUGUGGUCCUGACCAGCUGCUUAGACUUCACACAGGCUGCAGACUUGUGUAGCGGCCCGCUCAGCAGCGCUGCCUUUAUCCUGCCACACAGACCCAGCAACGACGAGACCUGCAGUAGUUCAGAGGAGGAGUCUCGCUGGGUGGAGGACCUGAUGAAGAUGCACACAGCUCGAGUAAGAGAUGUGGAGAUCCUGACGGGCUUGGACCUGUAUCGCAGAACCACCCGGAGCUACGCUGAAAUCCUCUCGCUCAAGACCUACAUGCACACCUACGAGAGCGAGAUCUGAUCUCCGCUGGCUCAUUUAACGUUAAUGUUACUGAUCUUUUUCAACCGUGGUGGAUGUAUGUGGUACAAGGAAGAGAUGUGAUCAUCUCUAUUAAACUGACCUACACCAGCUUUAGCUCUGGCUGGAUGCUGUGGCUGCCGUAUGAAGCUACUCUGCAGCAUCCAUGUUGUGGGCUUCUCACUGAGCAUUUGGAUCAAUUAUUCAUUAAUUUAAACACCACAGAGCCACUAGCCGUGAUAGUUUCCACUUUACUCUGUUAAGCAUUAGGAAAGCAAAAACGUUCAGCGUUACUGUUUUGUGGUUCACAUUCAAUGAAGUGAUAUAAAACUGAAAGAAACCUAAAUUCUGUUUUAUUAAACAGGGCUUUACUGCUAUUUACGAAAGAGCACCAUGGCAGCACAAGAUAAACUACAUUUUAAUGUUGCGCCACAAGAUCAAAUAAUAAUGCGGGAUAUUUUGUUGACAGUGUAUUUUAGUUGUGCACUUUCCAAAUAAAUUCAUCAAAACACCAAAAACCAAGUGACACACAGUGAACCGGGGUCUUUUGGGGCCCCCUGAGGGUCUGUCUACACAUAGUGUUUCAACACAUUCCCAAAUAUUGAAAUUUUCAUCUUGUGGCAGCCUUAACGUUACACACAGGUCUUCCAUAACGUAAUUUACAUAUAUUACAGAUGUACCCUUGAUAAGAUAAAACAUUUCAUUCUUUUCUAACGAACAAUAUUCCAUGUGUGUAAAAAAAACAAUACACAUUUCAAAGAUGUAAAAGAAUCUUUGAUUGCACUACAAAGCUGAAAACAGAAUCCGUCCACUUCAGUAUUAAGAUAGGGUUGCUAAAGAGCAAUGAGUGCCUUUUUUCAGUUUCCUGCAUGACCCACUCUGUUUGACAUGAAUUUCCUCAUUACACUGUGCCUGCAACUCCUUUUAAUUAUGUACAGUGUUUUUUUUUUAAUGAAAUGAUAAUGCAAUGUUGUUGUUUGUGUGAGUGUGUACAGUGUGUGUGUGUGUUGAAUCCAAGACAUAUUUUGUUUGUGUUUGACUGUGUGUGUGUUGUGAUGUUGACUUUUUGUUCUGUGCACAAUAACAAUGAUGUCAAUGUUGAUGAUUAUUAAUGCCCCCCCCAAAAAAUUCGCCACCUGUGAAACUGACCUAUUUAUGCUUUGUGUAAAUGGCAUCACAAUAAACAAGCGUUUUUACUAAAUG